Centruroides sculpturatus (bark scorpion) is the source of this 3494-nucleotide messenger RNA. RefSeq names its product nuclear pore complex protein 14-like (gene Nup214). The transcript has 23 exons. Lineage: Eukaryota; Metazoa; Arthropoda; Arachnida; Scorpiones; Buthidae. Gene Ontology annotation, molecular function: protein binding; structural constituent of nuclear pore. Bases 140 to 3478 code for a protein of 1112 amino acids. The record is from RefSeq and is a predicted model, not a curated record. Gene Ontology annotation, biological process: RNA export from nucleus; protein import into nucleus. Gene Ontology annotation, cellular component: nuclear pore.
AUUUUUCUACUUCCAACAUGUAGUUCGGUAGAAGUUGGCAAACAAAACUUCAAAUUCUGGCAAGCGGUCUAAUGCGAAGAUUGUAAAUAGAUUUUACUUGCGUAUAAAAUUUCGCUUCUGUGUUUAAUCAAAUAUAAAAAUGUGGGAUGAACCACCUGUACCUCAAGAAGUAAAUUGGUUUGGCUUCAGAUCAUUAAGAAAACUUCAAAUACCAUCUGCACUGUGUGAUAAGGAUGUUGUUAAUAUAGUAGCUUCCUCUAGUAAAUAUGGAUUAAUAUUUGUUGGAUGUGAACAAGGAUUUAAAGUGUUAAAAUUAGAUGAUGUGUUGAAUUUAAAUUCUGACACUGAAACAUUAAAACAAGAAGCUGUAGAAUAUCCUUGUCAACAUGUAACGUUAGAUUCCUCUCCAGUGUUAUUAAACUUAAGCUGUGACGAUAUGACAGUAGUAGCAUGCAUUUUAAAAGAUGAAAGUUAUCAUGCAAAAUUUUUUGAUAUUACAUCAUUUUCUAAUGCAUCGAUUAUAGCUGAACCAUUUACUAGUGUUCGUUUAACAUCCACACCAAAUGUAUUCAUUCGAGAUAUGAUUUGGAAUCCUAAGGUAGCAGAAAUGUUUGCAGUAUGUUUAAGUGAUGGAACUGUUAGUGUAUAUGAAUUACAUGAAACAUCUCUUAAGAUUGUUGCUACUCUUCCUUCUACUAUUAAAGCUACAGCUUUAAGUUGGAGUCCUAAAGGGAAACAAAUUGUCAUUGGAAAAGAAGAUGGUUCUUUAUCACAAUAUAAACCAAAUCUUAAGGAAACUAAAGCUAUACCAGCUCCAAACAGAUUUGAAAAUCCAGUGUCUGUUAUUAAUAUUUUGUGGCUAACUACACCUGUUUUUGCUGCUGUUUAUGUUAACAAAAAUAGUAGUGAUUUGAUGCCAUCAUUAGUCUUAAUUUCAGCACAGAAAGGUGAAAAUGUAUCCUAUAUUAAUUAUUAUGAAGUAUGUUGUGGCAGCACUGAUUUACGAAGUCCUCGUUAUUGGAUGUAUCAUCAACAGAUUUGGAAUAUAUUGAUUUGUACAUCAAGCAAUUCAAUAGAAACAGGAGUUUUGGGAUUGAAAAAUGAUAAUAAGCCAAUUUGGGAACAAUGGAUACUUGAAGAAACUUUGAGAGCUGAUCUUCCCCUGAUAAAAAAUCAGGAAACUUAUCCCAUGGGAAUGUCUGUGAUUAAUUGUUCACAAAAACCAAUUGUUAUUAAUGAAAAGGAAUCCUUUCCUCCUAUGCCAAUUUUAUUCUUAUUAUCUACGAAGGGAUAUCUCUGUCCUUUUCAUAUUGUGAAUACUUCUGAUGUACCAAGUGUGAUUAGUCCUCCAGAACCAAUUCCUAUUGAGGGAAAAAGAAAAAUAAAUAUUUCAAAUAAUUUUAUGCAAAAUAAACAAAAUUUAACAUCAACUCCAGCCAAUUUAAAUAAUGCAUCAACAAUCAAUAAAUUUCCAUCAAAUGCUCCAAGAAUUAAUCUUAAUACAAGCUUUAAUGGUUUUAUUUCACCAGUAAAAGAUAACAAUAGUUCAUCAUUUGUUUCAUCUCAAAAUAAAGAUAUUGUGGAAAAGAAUCAAAAUCAAAGCAGUCUUAUCUCAGAAAUUACAGAGGCAAAAGAUGUUUCAUCCAAAAUUACAAUGGAUAAAGUAGAUUUAAUUCCAAAACAAUCAGAUAAUGAGGUUAAAUCAGCAUGUAAAGAAGGAAUUUCAAAAGAAGAAUCAAAAAAACAAGUGGAAAUAGAAGAUGAAAAAGAAACUUCUGAAGAUAUUACAACUCAGCAAGCACUUGUUUUGCUUGUUCAAAAUGAGGUAGCAAAAUUUCAAAAGGAAGUCCAAAAUUUACAGACAAAAAUAGCAAAUUUUAAAGUAAAUAUUGGAAAUAAGGAAGAAAUGAAAAAUUUCAAGACAAAGAUGACUAAAUUGGAAGCAUUUGAUAUAGAAAUUAGAGAAAAUGUGGAGUCUCUUUCUCUAGAUUUGCAUAAUUUGAAAUCAUUAGUACUAGAAACUUUUGCAAUGAUAGAAGAUGCUCGCUCACGAGAAAUGAAAAGUAAAGAUCCUUUAUACUAUUCUCUUUUGAAAAGUCGUGCUUUAGAUCCAAUAAGUGCUCGCAAAUUGAAAGAAAUCAGAUGCUUGUACAGAUAUGUAGAUAAUCAGUUGCAAGAAUUACAUAGUAAACUUGAUCAAGAAAGACAAGAUUUUUUAAAUGCAAAGAAAAAAAUGAAUAAAAAGCCAUCACCUUUUUCUCCAGCAGAAGCCAUUUAUCAUGUAGUACAAAAUAAUCAUAAUAUUUUGCCAUCACUAAUAGAGAGUGUUGAUGAACUAGCUUCACGGACGAAGAAAAUGAAUCUUGAAAAUCCAUCUCAACCAGUGUCAAAUUUUUCAAAACUUUAUUCUGAUCAUAGUGAAGAACUUAAUAAAUUGGCAGAAACAUUAAGAUUAACAAAAAUUCAGUCAGUGGAAAAUGACUUUCCUCAUAAAAUUAAAGGUAUAAAGCGUGAAAAAGAAAUUUUAUUGAUGAACAUGUUAAAGAAUAGGUCAGUGAGUUGUGUGAAAGCAAAAAAAAUAAAUGAUCUAUCUCAUUCUCAAUUGGUUGCUGCUAUGGCUGAUUUUAGUAAAAAGAAGUCAAUAUCUGAACAGAAGUCUCCUAUCUCUGAACAAAAAGUUUAUAUACCUUCAAACUUAAUCCACACUGAAAAUAAAUUUCCUCAACAAUCUUUGGAAAAAAGCAUUUCAGAAGUAAAACAGCCUGAUAUUGGUCUUUCAUCAGUUUCACAGAAUAAACAACAAAGUGUGUUUUCUCCAGAAAUAACCAAGACUGAACCAGUUGUUGUACCAACAACAAAACAAAAUGCAGAAAAAUCUGUUUUAACUCUCUCAAAUAAAACUGCAAAUGACAAACUAAAUGUGAAUCAGAUCAUUUCUCAAGUGACUGAGAAGAAUGUACAACCAAAAGAAGAAACAGAUUUUGUGCAAAAACCUUUUACAAUAAAAAAUAAUAAUUCUACUUUUCCAAUGGCACAGCAAAACUCAGUAACAACUCAGUCUUCACAAGUCAUCUUAAAAUCUUCUACAAGUUUGAGUAAUUCAAUUACUGCACCUGUUGUUGCAAGCACUCAUUCUGGAAUAUCAUUUUCUGUACCAACUACAGCAUUUACUGUUACAAGUGCCUUUCAGAAAGCUGAGCCUAUACCAAAACCAUUUGCAUUUGGUGUAAAAUCUAAGAUGAAUUCAACUAGCAUAUUUAAACUUCCUGAUUCAAUAAGCAAAGAAAUAAUCAAGUCACCAGAAAAAUUGGAGUACAAUAAUUCAGAAAAAAUACCUUCUUUACCACCAAAAGAAGAUAAAAAUAAUGCUGCCAUGAUGAAUAAACCUGUGUUUGGUCCUGGACAUUCUAGUGAUGAAAAAUCAGCAUUUCAGUUUAAAUUAUUUAAUUUAAUAGAAACAAAAGAAAAUCGUAAGUAAAAUUUUUAUAGUCAAA